Messenger RNA from Daldinia loculata, 1032 nucleotides. RefSeq lists its product as uncharacterized. Lineage: Eukaryota; Fungi; Ascomycota; Sordariomycetes; Xylariales; Hypoxylaceae. The transcript has a single exon. The record is from RefSeq and is a predicted model, not a curated record. The coding region runs from base 158 to 883 and encodes 241 amino acids.
CCGUAUAUGUUAGCGGCCUGCGGAAACUUUUCCCGGACACUUUAUAGACAUUUUGGCCUAGGCAUGGAUGAGGAGAGUAGUAUUUAAAGAUCAAAUAGAACCUCUCCUUUAGAAUAUCUAGAAUAUUGUUAUAUUGCCAGUCGAAUUUUAAGAAAAUAUGGCGCACCUAGAACUUUUUGUCUUCACAUGGGGCCUCUACCCCCGCCGUAUACUCAUCUACCUUCAUGAAAAGGGGCUCCUCAACUCCCCACACAUUAAAGUCGCACAGGUGACCAUAUCUCCUACUGCUGAAAUGAUAGCGCCAGGAAAACCCAAGGGUACCGUGCCUAUUCUAGCCUUGCCAGAUGGAACUUUCAUCAAGCAAUCAGUGGCGAUCCUGGAUUACUUCGAAGACAUAUGCGACAAUCCUGAGGAAGACUGGCAAAAGGAUAUUGCAGCCGUUGCGAAGACCUCUAUGAGAGGAAGAAAUGCGCGUGAUAGAGCAACGACAAGAGAGAUUCUUGCGUUGGCGGAUGAAGCUACAUCUAUGUUCGGGUUUGCUUGUCAUAAAGGCAGCAAACUCUUCCUAGAGAUGGAGCUUACAAACCCGGUUGCAUCGAGCAUGGCUAUCGUAAGGAGGAGCAUGAAACUCCUCGAGCCUUACUAUGAGGGCCGAUUUGAAGGAGAUAGUUCCGAAGCCGAGAAGGUUACUAUAGCAGACUGUGUAUUUUUCUCGUUUCUGCAGUUCUCCAAGGAACUGUAUGGGGUUGAUCUGGUGGCAGAUUCGGAGUUGAGAAAUCUGAGGAGGUUCUAUGAUGCAUUUAAGGAGAGGGACAGCGCUAAGAUCCCGGAGGACUUUUAUCCUCGGUAUAUUAAGGAGCUUGCUCCUGUCUGGCUGGAGUGAUGGUUAUGAUAGAAGGUGUAUAUAAGGAUAUUGUAUAGAAGAAGGAUCACACAAGAGUAGAAAUAAUUGACUCUAGGUAUACGUGUCUGCAGACUUGAGCAAGUUAACAUUGGACCCGAGAUUAACGAUGGAUCGGGAGAACUGGGUAC